UUAAGAUUUUACACACAUGUAUACAAAACAGUGUGUUUAUAUGCUUAUUAAUUUUGCCACAGUGCGUCACAGGUUUCGCGUUUGUUAUUCUACUGUAGGGUUCAUCGAACUUGAGUUAAUUUUUUGCAAUUUCUACAGAAAAUGAAAACAUUUUAAAAAGUUGCCAACAUGUCACCGUGUUCUGCGUAAAAAUAAAAUUUGCGUUUGUAAGUGUGCCGAAUAAUUCUGAUAAGGUGAAAGCGAUUAAAAUCUGUUAAGCUUGCAAAUUAUUAUAUACGUAUUGUAUUUGCAUUAAUAAAUCACCUAUUCACAUAUGCAUACCUAUAGGUAUCUGUCCACCCCCGUCUAACGAUGGUCUAAUAACGUGUAUGUACAUAAGGGGAAGUUGUUUGCAACUGUGGUCUAGUCAUGAACUGUGUACUUUCAUCAGUAUCAGACUAUUUGGCUCUAAAUCACUUAGCUUGUAGUGAUUUUUACACAGUUUUAACUAUGUAGAUAAUUGUUCGUUAAACGAAGAAAAGUAUGUUCGUUGAAAAUCCGUUUCUUUUAAUUGGAGGAGUAAUCAUACCAACAACAUGCACGAUCUGUUUAUGCAAGUUUUAAACAACAGGGAUUUGUCCAGAGCUGGAGAUUUAUUUUCAGUGGCUGACAAUGAAAUUGUGAAUGACUUAACUGAAGUGCUUAAUGAAAUAACAAUAAUAGCAUCUCUACCUGACUAUGCUUACAAUGACAAUGAUCAAAGUGUGGUAGAGAUAUGUGUAACAAGAGUAACAUCCUGCAUAAGGGAAACUGGCAGUGCCGAACAACAUUGUGAGGCUCUUGUUAAUCUCCUUGAAUCUUGCCUCCAUCACAAUUUACAAUUAACAUCACGAGAUGAAGAUCCUCCUCAUGCAAAAAUUUCUAGUGAUAUCAUUUCAUGCAUAUUCUUGAAUUAUGGUAAAAAAUCUGUAAUGCAACGAGCUCUUCCUGUAGCAGUGAAGUUUUUACAUAAGGGCAAUAAAGAGUUAUCAAGAAACAUGGCCUCCUACUUGUCCUUGGCUGCAAUUGAAUAUGCUUCUUUACUAAGUCCUCAUGUUCAACCAAUUAUGGAUUCCAUAAUAUCAGGAAAUUAUCCCUUAUGUAGAGUUCUAGCACAAAUUUAUGAGGUAUUUCCAGAACCUUUGCUUGGCCAUGCAAUGGCUUUGGUAUCUCUUCUUCCUCAUUGUGAUAAUCAGGAAAAAUUGGCUUUGCUGAAUUUAUUUACUUUAAUCGCUGAAGACAAUCCUUCACUGCUAGAAGCUAGUGUUCCUCAGCUUUGUGAGUACUUGAAUAGUUCCACAACCGCCGCAGCAACAUUGCAAGUGUUUUUAAACAUGGCAAAAAAAAAGCCCACACUUCUAGCAGAUCAUGUCAAUUCUCUCAAGUUGACAGCCCAAAGAUUCCCCCACAUCGUUUGUCUAGCUGCUCAAGUUAUAAGUGCAGUAGGAAAAUUAAGCAAAGAUCGAGCUCAAGACGCUCUAAAUUUUGUUUUGGAGCACUUACCAAAGGCUGACAGAGGUUCUCAAAACACAUUACUACGAGAGGCCACUGUCUUAUGCAGUUGUUAUCCAGUAUUAUUUUCCGAUAAAGUUUUAGCGGUUGUUAGAUCCCGCAAUACAAGCACAAAUCAAAGUACCCUUACGUCGGUUCCUAGCCAGAGUAGUCAGAUAACGUCUGGAGGUGUGACUAUAGUCAAAGUAGGGGGGCCAAUGCAAGUAUCGCCGCCUGCUAUCAUACCUCAAGGGGGCUAUACCCGCAGGGCCAAGCUGGGAGAUUCCAGGAGUACAGGACGUUUGGCAAGCAACAGCAAUACACAUAGGAGCAUGACAAGACUUAACAUUGCAGGCGGUUCAGUGGGAGGCCUUCACAAGAGCAUGACACGUCUCAGUUCUUCCCAACAAAUAAAUACUCAACCUCUACAAAAUACACAAGUCAAUAAUUCCAACAACGGCGUCGUUAUUACAAGCAUCACAAAUAAAUGGAAUAUCAAUUCGAGCUCGAAAAUAUCCAGUGGAGGUGUUACUGUUACCACCAUUGCUCCACCAAGAAUCCAAAGGCCUUACAGUCAAGGACCUUUGACGCUUCUCAGUCCUGUUAGCUCAAAUAAUAGUACUCAACAGGUUGCUGUUAAUUCACAAAAUGCCACAAACACAGUUACAGUCAAUUCAAAUUACAGCAGCCCCGUUUCAAGCGGCCAGGUUUCUGUAUUGACCAAUACCACCCAGACUAUUUCCGUUGGAUCUCAUUCCACCAUUGAAACCACCAAUACAAACGGAAAUGUUGCACUUAAUUCUGCUUCGAGCCACGUUAAUAUUUCAGGUCCGAGUACUAUAACAACUCGUAGGGCAAACAACACAACUGUGACAUUGCUGAAUUCGAAUCAGGGGGCAGCCUCUCAACGUAUGAGUGUUUUCGAACCAUAUCCUAUGCGCGAUACGAUUCAGCACUUUUGUGAAAAACACUUAGACAAGAUAAAGGCCUAUAUGGACAAGGUAUCGGCGAAAAUUCCGCCUCCUGCCAAAUGUACGAUUGAAGAAAGAAGGCACAAGAAAUCUGCCAAGUUGCAUUUCGCGUGUCAGGCUCGUGGGCAGCACUGCUUAUAUUCAAAAACGUUUUUCACGAUGCGCACGAGAAAUCCUCGAAUCUGGAUACAUCUCAUGUUCAUUGCUUUGCAGGCCAGAUCACCCCAUGCAUUGAGUUCUCGAGACGCCAGCGUUACCAGUUUAAAGCACUGUUGGGAUAUGCUAAAAUGCGAAAAUAAAACGUUUUUAACUUUGGUCACCAGCGCAUUUCCUUGUACUAAAGAUCAAGAAACAUUACUAAACGAAUUGAGAAAUUCUGGAUUUUUUGACGUCUUUCAGCUUUGCUCAUCCUCCGCAACUGAUUCAACUGAGCAAAUUGUACACGACAACAAAUUCCAUUGGGGCUGUUUUUUGUGUGCGCAUCCCGAAAGGGCAGUGGGAUUUUUAAGGGGGGACACUCAACCUGUAAUUGAGGGUCAAUUAAAAGAGAAGAAGGGAAAAUGGAAAUUGUUUAGAAGAUGGCGAACACGUUAUUUUACCCUGUCGGGGGCCCAUUUAUCUAUUAAAGGAUCGAGCGGGGGCGAAAGUAUAGAUAUAAAUCAAAUAAGAUCCGUCAAGGUAUCAAGAGGCGCUCGAAACAUUCCCAAGGCGUUUGAAAUCUUCACCGGUACUCAGUCACUCAUUUUGAAGCCCAAAGACGGAAAAAAUGCUGAAGAAUGGGUUCAGUGUUUAAGCAUUGUCGUAGCACAUUCUCAUGCGAAAGAAUUACCCGCCAAAAGCAACUCACUACCAGCAAGGGGACUGGGGACUAGUCGAACAGCACUUUAAUUCAUCCUACGACAAAAUGGGGUCAUCUCCGUUGUUUAUGAAGAAAAACACUGGUAUGAAAUUACUUUAUAAACACUGAACAAAUUAAAAUAACUCUAAAAGAGCAUCCGUUGCUAUCAUAAAGGUUAUAGUGAAGGAGAACGUACCUUAUAGAAAGUUACAUUAACGCAUCUAUCCUAGCUACAAUUUACAGGUAGCACUGACGACAGUAAAUUAUUCCUGUUAAAUUAGCAGCCCAUUAUAAAGUAAAAUAAAACAACUAAUUACCCUAAUUUAACUCAUUGCGACAUAAUUAAAAAUUUAUAGCAGACAUUCCAUAAAUAUCAAUCAGGUCCAAUUUCCCCUGUUUAGACAUUUUCUAUAAGUAGGCAACUGUUAUGAUAGCAAAAUAGCAUUUAAAAAAAUUUAUUUGUAUAGUAUUUUAUAUUAUUUAAAAUAAUGUAUUCUUACAAACUUAUUCUCAUCUCAUAUUUAUGAACCACAAGGUAGAAGCAGCUUAAUUAUUAUUUUAAAUAAAGUUCUUAUCAAUGAAGAACGUUUAAGUUGUGUCAGUCUUGUGUUCCAUUUGAAAUACUCCGAAAUAUUUGUAGAAAAUGCGUAAAUUUGAAGAACACAAUGUAACAAUUUAGUUUAGUGUGCUUCAAAGAAUUAUUGCAUUAAUGUUUUCUUUACAAUGCUAUUUUGUUAUCAAACAGGUACUAGAAAAUGUAUAAAAUAUUCAACAUAAUCCUUUAUUUUGUUACGAAAAUUGGCCCUUUGUAUA
Agrilus planipennis (emerald ash borer) is the source of this 4131-nucleotide messenger RNA. It is a transcript of the gene melt, whose product is annotated as protein melted. Gene Ontology annotation, biological process: regulation of signal transduction. The transcript has 13 exons. Gene Ontology annotation, cellular component: plasma membrane. Bases 576 to 3368 code for a protein of 930 amino acids. The record is from RefSeq and is a predicted model, not a curated record. NCBI's taxonomy places the organism in Eukaryota, Metazoa, Arthropoda, Insecta, Coleoptera, Buprestidae. Gene Ontology annotation, molecular function: phosphatidylinositol-5-phosphate binding.